Molecule: messenger RNA, 2868 nt
Organism: Mizuhopecten yessoensis (Yesso scallop)
Lineage: Eukaryota; Metazoa; Mollusca; Bivalvia; Pectinida; Pectinidae
Product: nuclear valosin-containing protein-like
Exons: 24
Coding region: 73-2811 (912 amino acids)
Biological process (GO): ribosome biogenesis
Cellular component (GO): nucleus
Molecular function (GO): preribosome binding; ATP binding; RNA binding
Source: RefSeq, a predicted model, not a curated record
AAGCGUUUUACACUUGUUCUUCUAUAUCCGGUGAGAAACUCGUGGGUUUAUCAUGUUCUAAAUUCCUCGAGUAUGUCGGCCCAAAAGAAGCAGCAGGGACAGUAUUUUAGUGAUCCACGGUUGCUGUCACGAGUUCGACAGUAUGUCAAGUAUGCUAGUGCCUCAAGGAAACCAGUUGUUGCCAGUGUUAUGGCUGAUGACCUACAGAAUCAAUUUGGCGAGUAUGCUAGGAAGAAGAAAAAUGCGUUUACGAAGUCUGUGGAAAAAGCUUACAAAGUCGUCUUAAAGGAAGGAGGAAUAGACAGCACAAGCCAACUGGAAGACCAGCAUCUUCGGAAAAGGCAAAAAACAAGUACAAAAAAUCAAAGAUCACCAGAAGAUGAUGGUGAUUCCUCAGAUUUAUCCGGAAGUUUCUCUUCCGAUCCAGAGAUCUAUGUAUCAUAUGAGGAGACAAAUGGCAUGAACAACAUGAUGACAAACCUCUACCAGAAAAGCCCAAAGCCAGUACCUUGUAAAGACAGUAGUAACUCAAAACCAUCAUCUCCCUGGUACGAUUCCAGUUCACAAACUUCCAAAAAGGACCAAGAUUCCGGAAUGUCAUUUUGUGAUCAGAUCAACAUAACUGAUUCUCCUUGCUCCAAUGUUUCAAAAGAGGACAAUAGGAGUACAAAUAAAAGUGUAUUUCUGGAGGAGAUGGAUUCUGGUGGUACUGACACCACAUUCUUUCUUGACAGGGUAGGGUCUAAGGGAAUUAACUCUACGCCUAAUGAUAAGUUUCUGGAUAAACAUAAAAAGAAACCUGUUGCUGAUGUUAUGGAUGUAAUUGUUCUGGAUGAAAAGGAACAUACUAAGAAAGGAAGUGUUAAAAAGAUUAUUAAAAAAAGGAGAAAUAAAGAUGAUGGUGAUAAUGAAAGACAGGCAAAGAAAAGCAAAGGACCAGAAGUUCAGAUAUCAUCAGCGACCUUUGCAGACUUUGGUGGCAAUGAAAAGUGUUUGAUGGAGGUAUGUAAGCUGCUGGUCCAUAUGAAACACCCUGAAGUUUAUCAGCAAUUAGGUGUAACUCCACCCCGGGGAUUCCUCCUCCAUGGACCCCCAGGUUGUGGCAAGACUCUCUUGGCCAAUGCUAUCGCUGGGGAGCUGGGUUUGCCUUUCAUCAAGUUAGCAGCCACAGAAGUGGUGUCGGGUGUGUCUGGGGAGUCGGAGGAGAAGAUUAGAGACCUGUUCGACAAAGCUGUCAUGUCUGCGCCAUGCAUUGUUUUCAUUGAUGAAAUCGAUGCCAUUACACCAAAGCGAGAGACUGCCUCCAAGGAUAUGGAGCGUCGCAUUGUUGCACAGCUCCUUACAUGUAUGGAUGAUCUCAGCAGUAAAGCCAGUGCCCAUGUACUAGUGAUAGGAGCCACCAACAGACCUGACUCAAUAGAUCCUGCUCUCAGAAGGGCUGGCCGCUUCGACAGGGAAAUAUGUCUUGGUAUUCCAGAUGAAAAAGCCAGGAAACGAAUACUGUUAGUGUUAUGUAGAACACUGAAGCUGACAGAGAAUUUUGAUUUAGACUAUCUGGCUAAAAACACUCCUGGAUAUGUUGGUGCUGAUCUCAUGUCCCUAGCUAGGGAGGCAUCAAUGACAGCUGUAAACAGAGUAUUCCAGGAGCUGCAGACCAGUGACCAAGUGGCCGGUACACCCAGUCAGGUCCCGCUCAGUAACACCACACCCAGUGACAUCUCUAAGGAGGGACAAACAGAUAUCUCCAUGGAGAUAGGCCUCAGCGAUUCUACCACUGAUGUGACAGCUGAAACAGACACACAGAAAGACACUGACGCAGAAUUACAAAGAGUGUUGGGCUGGCUGAAGGACCAUCCUCCCCUGAGUCCACAGCAGAUGCAGGACCUCUACAUUACGUUGGAAGACUUCAUGGAAGCCUUGAAGUAUGUCCAACCGUCGGCCAAGAGGGAAGGGUUUGCAACCAUCCCUGGUGUUACCUGGGAUGACAUCGGGGCACUGCACAGUGUUCGGGAGGACCUACAACUGGCCAUCCUCGCUCCUGUGAAACAUGCUGAUGCAUUCCACGAACUCGGGAUGAACAGAGCUCAGGGAAUCCUGCUGGCAGGGCCCCCGGGCUGUGGAAAAACUCUUCUAGCCAAGGCAGUUGCAAAUGAAUCGGGUAUAAACUUUAUUUCUGUCAAGGGACCAGAGUUACUCAACAUGUAUGUAGGAGAGAGUGAGCGGGCAGUCAGACAGGUGUUCCAGCGGGCUAGGAACUCUUCGCCCUGUGUGAUAUUUUUUGAUGAAUUAGAUGCACUCUGUCCUCGUAGAACUGAUAGUGGAGAGGGUGGCUCCAGUGUGCGUGUUGUGAACCAGCUUUUGACAGAGAUGGAUGGUCUGGAGGAAAGAAAACAAGUGUUUAUUAUGGGGGCUACAAACAGACCAGAUAUCAUUGAUCCUGCUGUCUUAAGACCAGGCAGACUGGACAAGACUAUUUAUGUUGGACUUCCUGAUUCAGCGGACCGUCUGGACAUCUUGAUGACUAUCACAAAGAAGGGGACAAGACCCAAGAUGAUGGAGGAUGUGAGUCUGGAGGAGGUGGCCAAUGAACCGAGGUGUCAGCGCUAUACAGGAGCAGACCUGGCAGCAUUGGUGAGGGAGGCUUCAGUGUGUGCUUUAAAGACAGUCAUUAACUCUACAGGAGAUAAUAAGCCCUCCCUCGUUGUCACCAGACAACACUUUGAAUUGGCCUUCACCAGAGUCCAACCAUCUGUGUCAAUGAAGGAUCAGGCAAAAUAUGAGAAAUUGAAGGAUUCAUUAUCCUCAGGAUGACUGAAGAAAUUUUAGCCGUUAAAUCUGAUAAAUUAUGAAUAAAUAUUUUAGACUGAA